AUGACGGAUCGUUUCGCUCGCACAGACGGCUCGACAACUUCACCAUGCAACACAACGGCUGGGCUCUAUUGCGGAGGAACAUGGAGAGGAACUAUUGAUCGCCUCGACUAUAUACAAGGAAUGGGCUUCGAUGCUGUGAUGAUAUCCCCCAUUAUCGAAAAUGUCGAGGGUCGGGUUUACUAUGGUGAAGCCUAUCACGGAUACUGGCCGUUGAAUCUCUAUUCGCUGAACGCCCAUUUUGGGACAAAGCAAGACCUCCUUGACCUCAGCGAUGCUGUACACUCACGGGGAAUGUAUUUGAUGAUGGACACGGUCAUCAACAACAUGGCGUACAUCACCAACGGGAGCAAUCCGGCUACGAACAUCGACUACUCGGCCUUUACACCGUUCAACAAGGCUGAUUACUUCCAUCCCUACUGCAAAAUCACAGACUGGAACAACUAUACGAAUGCCCAACUUUGUCAAACAGGCGAUAAAUAUGUGCCUCUCCCUGAUCUCUUUACGGAGCACCAAGAUGUCCAAACCCUGCUUGAGGAUUGGGCACAGGAAACGAUGCACACUUAUUCUAUCGAUGGGCUUCGAAUUGACGCCGCCAAGCAUGUUAGCCCCGGGUUUUUGAAGAACUUUGAUAGCUCCACCGACGUGUUCAUGACCGGAGAAGUUCUUCAGAGGGAAGUCAGUACUGUCUGUGACUAUCAAAAGAAAUACAUUGGCAGUGUUCCGAACUACCCAAUCUACUUUUCAAUGUUGGAGGCGUUCACAAAGGGAAAUAUAUCCGAUCUCGCAUACAAAGUCAUUGAGAUGAAGACAUCUUGUCCGGACGUCACAGCCCUCGUUUCCUUUUCAGAAAAUCACGACGUUGAACGCAUUGCUAGUUUCAAUGACGACAUUACACUUGCCAAGAAUAUCCUGGUUUUUACGAUCCUUUUCGAUGGCAUACCGAUGAUUUAUCAAGGCCAGGAACAACAUUUGAAGGGCUCAGCAACUCCGCUGAACCGCCAGGCUCUCUGGCUUUCCAAAUACAACACAGAUUCCGUUCUUUACAAGCUGAUCGCGAAGCUCAAUGCCAUCAGAAAACAGGCUCAAAAGCUGGACAGCGACUAUGUGAAAAUCCAUUCCCGGGCCGUCUUCCAAGGUGGAAGUGAGCUUGCUUUUGUCAAGGGCACCGAAGGGCUUCAGGUUCUUCUUCUUCUUUCAAACCAGGGAGCAUCGGGUAAACCAUACUCCAUGACUUUGCCAUUUAGCUUCAAUGCUGGCACGCAUGUUACGGAGGUGCUUAAUUGCAAAAAUUACACCGUUGACAGCCAAGGCGAAUUGCAGGUAGACAUGGAUGCUGGAGAACCUCGUGUUUUCUACCCCACAAAAUAUCUCGAGGGCAGUGGCCUCUGUGGUUAUUCAUCUGCCAACAUCUCACUCGUCGAGCUCAAGACAGGCUACCAUGCUGCAAGCUCUCAUGGAUUCACUCUUCAUGGAAGCCUGAAGUCCACGACAUGGGCUCUGCUCGGUCUAUCAAGUAUGAUAGUCAUUGCACUAGCAGCAAUUUGA
Molecule: messenger RNA, 1545 nt
Organism: Penicillium argentinense
Lineage: Eukaryota; Fungi; Ascomycota; Eurotiomycetes; Eurotiales; Aspergillaceae
Product: alpha-amylase
Exons: 2
Coding region: 1-1545 (514 amino acids)
Biological process (GO): carbohydrate catabolic process
Molecular function (GO): calcium ion binding; alpha-amylase activity
Source: RefSeq, a predicted model, not a curated record